AUGUUCAUCAGUUUUGAGGACCAAGAAGUGACCGGCUCAAAAGAUGGCUCUUCCGCUCUUCCAGUCAGCGGCUAUACGCUCCCCGAUUUUCAACCGCUAGCUACAGAGUUUUGCUCCCUGAUGCGAAAUGGCUAUGAACGAUUGGGCUGUUCUUUUGCUGUCUACUACCGCGGCUACCUAGUGGCCCACAUGUGGGCCGGGUACGCAGACGAAAAACGGACAAAGCGAUGGGAGGAAAACACGAAUACUGUCUUGUUUUCGUGUACGAAGAGCAUCUCCACCAUCGUUUUUCACUACCUCCUCGACAAGCAUGAAAUUUCGGUAGAUGAGAAGAUCACAGAAUUCUGGCCGGAAUACGGGCAACACGGCAAGGAUGAGACGACUAUCAUAAAUGUCCUCUCACAUCAGGCCGGCCUACCGUAUACCACGGGUGGUCCCUUGAGCCGAGAGGACGUAAACGAUCCGGAGAGGAUGGGGAAAUAUUUUGAGGAAGCCAAACCGAUUUGGGAGCCCGGAGCACAUUCCGGCUACCACGCCCUCACCUACGGCUUCCUGUUAGACCAAAUAGCACGAAGAAUCGACACUAAAAACCGGGGCAUAGCUCAAAUUUUACAAGAGGAUAUCAUGUUCCCAUACGUCAUCACAAGCCUCUCAAUCGGUCGGCCGGAAGAAGACUGUAAAAUAGCCACGGUAGUCCAGCCGACCGAUGAAGACCUCGAAAAGGCAAAAUUAGAAGAACCGGAAGCUUAUAGAAGGUAUAUGCUAGGAUGUAACGACCAUUUGGAUCGGCUAUAUCAGCAAUGGGAUUGGAUUACCUUAGAUGAGUAUAACAAUCCGGAGAACCAAAAAAUGGCGAUGCCGUCCAAUAUGGGAAUCGGAAAUGCGCAAGGACUAGCUCAACUUCACUCACUUUUGGCGAAAAAACGAUUGAUGUCAGAGGAGUUUUAUGACAUGGUCGAGGAACCAGUGCUCGAGAACGAAAUUGACAUCAUCAAUGGCUAUGAGGAGAAUAAGGGCUAUGGCUGGCAAUAUACGAAAAAUCGAUGGGGCGAAUGGUGCUUCGGACACUCGGGCCAUGGCGGCCAAAACGUAAAAGUGGACGUCAGCCACAAAUUAGCCUUCGCUUUCGUCUGCAAUGGGCUUCAUAUAGCGGACGCAGAUCUCGUCCCCACAUUUGCGCGACUCCAGGAAAAGCUCUACGAUUGCAUCGAGAAGAUUGAAACAUUUGCAUGGCGAAUCUCCGGUCCUGAUAGAAAUAUCAAAACCAAGGGAAUAAAUAGU
Molecule: messenger RNA, 1281 nt
Organism: Mesorhabditis spiculigera
Lineage: Eukaryota; Metazoa; Nematoda; Chromadorea; Rhabditida; Rhabditidae
Source: the annotation of a GenBank genome assembly